ACUCAGGGGUGGGAUCAGGUGCCAUGUUGAGGGAGCAUACACUGCCGACCGGUCACACCCGGCCGCCGUGUGUCAUGAUCGGGAAAUAAGGGUGAAAUCUAUGGACAAUUCAGUGUUUACAAGUAUGUGUUUUACUGGAUAUCAACCCCUCUGUGAAACAGGAGUUACGGAAAAUAAAAGUGUUAGUGACCUACCAUAUAAUGCUGACAUUACAUGUACAAGUACAGAAGAUAAGAUGUUGAAAUCGAGCUCUUGAAACAAACACUGAGACAGGGUGCAAAUGUGAACGAGAGAUCUAAAGAUGGGAUGUCUCCACUUGCGUUGGCAGCUUUCUGGGGAUAUGCAGAUGUGGUUGAAUGCCUGUUAAAUCAUGGAGCGGAUGUAAACAUCUGCAACAAAGGAACACAGUGGACUGCUUUGCACUGUGCUGCCUUUCAAGGUCAUGGGAAAGUCAUCAUGAAACUAAUGGAACAUAAUCCAAAUACGGAGCUGAAAGACAACCAGGGCAGAACUGCUGUUGAUUUUGCCUCGGCCAUGGAUGCUAUUUGGCCAUUCUUUGCAGCUGCUGGCUGCAAGAGAACACCAAAGUCUGAGUUAAUUAGAAUGGAUAUUGUCAAAAGGGUGACACAUGUGGAUCCAACACUCCCUAAGUCUGAGAUUGCUCACUUCUCCCGCCCGGGGUCAGCGUAUGUGAUAAAAUCCCAGCCCUUACAUGGGAACAAUCCCACAGACACCAAUAUGGCUGUGGCUUCUAUGAAUGGAGACGUUCUAGCGGGCCUCCCAGAGGAGCCAGAGGUUCCAAGUUCAAGGACACCACAAAUUAAUCUAGCAGUGUUCAACAACAUGUAAUUCUGUAUCUCAUUAUGCUGUGUACACAAUUUGUUAUUAAGAAUUCAGUUUUAAACAGCAAUAUGAAAAAGAGAAUCGUAUACAUCUACAUGUAAUUAAUAAUUAACAUUAAUGGCUGUGAAAGGUGGAAAAUGCUAUUGAAAUUUUUAUAUGUAGAAAGAUCUCUAUGUUUUAUUGUGUUUUAUAUCAUAUUAGAGUAGACUGUUGGAGAAGGCAGGUUGAUAAGGUUAAGGGCCUGUUGGUGUGUAAUUUGGUGGCAGAGUAUUUUUUAGCUUCUUUUGUAUUUAGGUAUACAUGUACACAGCAAAACUUUGAUAACUCUGUCAAAUGCAUAAACUCUGGAAUCUUGAACAGAGAUAUCUCAAAUACAUGUACUACAGAUAUGUCAAAAAUAUUUGAAAGUCAACAACACAUUUUCUUUUAGACCCUUGAAUAUCCCAACAACAAAAAUUAGGUCAAACUCCAACCAACUUUGAGAUAUUGAGAUCAAAUGUACUUGUCAAUAAACAAUAGAUAAAUGUAAUUUUUGUUUGCUAAGUUAGGUAGAACCAGUAACUCAUACUCAUUGCAAAAUUUAUGUCUUGAAAUGGAUAUGGUGAAUAUUGAUUGAAUUUGAAUUUAUGCAAUGAAGCAAUAAUAUAUGUAUUAUUAUAUGUAGUUGACUUACGUACACUAUUCUGCUUAGAGUAGGCUAGUGUUAAUGUACAAAUUUUAUUUAUGAUUUUUUGUUACCUGUAUGUUUAACUUGCUUGAUUAUUACAGCAGAAAUACAAUGUACAGAAUCAAAGAUUGAUAAAAAUGAAAAAUGUGAAUAAUUUGUAGUUCUACAUAUUUUUUUUUGUUUUAAAAACAGAGACAUAUUUGAUAUAUGUAUGUGUAUAUACUUACAAUUUUUACUUCGUCUGCUUUUGUAAAACAAGUUUAUAUGCACUUUGUAUAGCUAUUAUCUUGACAUAGUCUUUCCAUUUAGUUCUUAAAAAGAUAUAAUGUUAUACCAAUUUAUGAUUUUCACAGAAGCAACUUGUAGGGGGUGGGGACCAGAGCCAUGUUUUUAACUGUGUUCAGAAGAUAAAUUGAAAUAAAACAAAGUAUUUGUCCCUUAUAAAAUCAAAGUAUAGUAUAUUGUUCACCCUAGGUUUGUAUAUUUACAUUCAACAUGUUCAAUUUACAUCACUGUCUUGGAUGUGUUGGGGUUUGUAGUCAUUAUCAUUGAAAUGUGGCACUACAUGACUGUGUUUAUAUUCGUAUUAUCAUUUCUUUCAUAUAAAUGUAUAUGACUUCAAAAUGCAAUUUGUACAUUGCCUUUGUGGCAGUUUGUUAUUUAUUUGAAUUUAUUUGCUUUCAUAAAAAUAAAAUUUAA
Saccostrea cuccullata (small rock oyster) is the source of this 2209-nucleotide messenger RNA. Its product is annotated as ankyrin repeat domain-containing protein 49-like. Gene Ontology annotation, molecular function: protein binding. The transcript is spliced from 6 exons. Bases 307 to 849 code for a protein of 180 amino acids. Gene Ontology annotation, cellular component: nucleus. NCBI's taxonomy places the organism in Eukaryota, Metazoa, Mollusca, Bivalvia, Ostreida, Ostreidae. The record is from RefSeq and is a predicted model, not a curated record.